Messenger RNA from Physella acuta, 4105 nucleotides. Its product is annotated as transmembrane protein 237. The record is from RefSeq and is a predicted model, not a curated record. Lineage: Eukaryota; Metazoa; Mollusca; Gastropoda; Physidae. Gene Ontology annotation, cellular component: ciliary transition zone. Gene Ontology annotation, biological process: cilium assembly.
AUGGCAGACGACUUGGGAAACCAAAAUGCUGAAGACUCUACUAAAAGUAAAGUCCCAAAAAGAAGAGGAUUACCACCAAUGUCACCAAAAUCUGCAGCAGGUGAUAAUGGUACUGAAAUACGACAGGUUAAGCGUAAGGUUAAGAAAAAACAAACUGAAAACGAGAUGAAUCAACAACCCAACAACAAGCUUGAGCCUGACGAAGCUGAAACUGAAGAAGCAGCAAAGAUACAGAAGGAACAGAAGCCAACACCAAGACGAAGACGAAAGCGGUCACCCAGUCAAGAUAAAACCACAGAUGAAGUUGCACCUGUAGCUGCUGUAUCAACUCCUAGAAAAAAGAAGAAAAAGCCACGCACAGAAAACACAGAGGACAAUAAAUCACAGAACUCUCUGACUGCUGAUGCUGCCCAGUUUAAGGAAGCACAAGGCAGUAAAACAAGUCUAAUUUCUAAGGAUGAAGGAACACCGCGCAAGAAAGCACAAAGGAAAAAGAAGAAGGCGAAAAAAGCCACUGUUGAUGGUGAUGACUUUGGGGAUACACCAUGGGCAGAAGAUCUGCGCACCAUGAGGGAGGAUAUUAUUGUAACAAAUGGCUUGAAAAAAGAUGAAACUGGAGAGCUGGGCACGAUUGGGGAAGAAAAGAAAAAGCAGCCUCUACAGUCCUUAUUAACCACUCCGAUUUUACGUAGCCAGCCACUGGAUAAAAUAUUUAUUGAAACAAGCAGCAGGUUUAAAGGAACAAGUAAAACUGUUCUCAGCAGACAGCGCAUUGAGGAAACAACUAAACCAGUGGAGCCUGUCAUCUUCACAAGAAAAACCACCAUCGACUUUGCCCUGGGCUCCCACAAAAUCUUCCGUGUGCUGACACUGUUCCUGCAUGGCCUGACCGCUGGUUUAGCCCUCUGGCAGAUGGUCAUGAUAUUCACUCUGUCUUCCUUCACCAGUGAUGAUUUUUUACUGCACUACUACCGCAUAUCUCUACCCCUGCAGUGCUCCUACUAUUUUUUGUUGAUACUGUGUACAGUAUCUAUGUGUGACAGAUUUGACAUAGGGAACCCGACACGGAGGUUUGUUCUCCGAGCGCUGACACUCCAGAAUGGGGCGGUGGCAAUAAUAUUCAGCCUGGUGGCUCUGAUCCUCACCAUCAUCUCCAUACGCUAUGAUGACAAGAUGUACUUGUACAAGGAGUUCCCUGACUUGUUCAAAGACAACAGUACCAAAACUUCCGACAUCUCAAGCUUCCAGUCCAUCAACACAGCCCGCAGUGUGUUUAUCAUGCUCUCCUGGUUGGUUCUCGCCAUCACACCCAACUCUGACAGGCUCGGCAAAAAUCUAAAGUCAGGGGAGACUGGGCUGGAGAGGGACUUAGAGAUGGACAAAGUGUCUUCAGCUUAAUCAAGACAGCUGUUGGUAGACAAUGUGUCUUCAGCUUAAUCAAGACAGCUUUUGGUAGACAAUGUGUCUUCAGCUUAAUCAAGACAUCUUUUGGUAGACAAUGUGUCUUCAGCUUAAUCAAGACAUCUUUUGGUAGACAAAGUGUCUUCAGCUUAACCAAGACAUCUUUUGGAAGACAAUGUGUCUUCAUCAAGACAGUUACAGAUAAGUUUAUACAUAUAUGGUUUCACCUUAAGCCAGACAUAUAAACUAAGUAUUUUACCUCAAUCAAGAAAGCUAUAUAUAGACAUGUCUUCAUCAAGACAGUUGUAGAUAAGUUUAUCCAGAAGUGUCUUCAGUGCAAUCAAGACAUGUACGGUUGGAGUAACAGAUAAGUUGACAUGGACAAAGAAUUCUCAGCUUUUCCACACCAGUUAGGUGGAAAUAAAAAUGUCUGUGGAACUUUGCCAAAUACUCACUGCAUCAAGUGAACAACUCAUUUUACACUGUCUGUAAGCAAAUGUAGCAUAAUCUAAAAGGUGUUUCUUAGUUUACAUUAUUGAAGGCAGUCCCUCAAACCUUUUUGAGGUUUACAUGAGGAAGAAACUAAAUACUAACAAGAAUAAGAUGCGCUUUCAAAAUUAAAUAAAACAUUAUAAUUAUAUUAAUUCAAAUGAAUGUGUCAUUAUUUAAGUAUAAGUAGUAAAGGUACAUUUUAAAAAGACAGUUUGGUGUUCGAUUCUAGACAAAUGAGCUGUUAUGCUGUGCUCUUUGAAACUUACCAGAGAGGGUAAAAUUCUGGAUGUUUUAUCAUAAAUGUGUUUGUUUUGGUAAAAAAAAAAUACCCAAAUAAACUUGCUGUAACAGUUCAAGGUUCAUGAAGUAAAAUAAUAUCCAAAUUUUCCAAUAGCAACAUUCCAUAUUGGACUAGAAAUUAGCCAGCCUUUCAAUUUACUCUAAAGUUAAUUAUUUCCCUUGUGUGAACAUUAAUUUAAACAGUAGAUUCAUGGAAGCAAAGUUGUCAUUGUACAUCCAUCACUAAAUUAAUUCAUUUCUUGUACGAGUAUAUCCACUGUAUCUAAUCUCCACUCAUUUCUCAAUAGACUCAAUUUACUAGUGAUAUUGAUGUUAGUGAAAGUGUGAUAAUAGAUGUGUAUUAAAUAAAAAAUUUAAAUGUUUACAGUGAUUUAGAAUUUGUUUCAUUAGCAAUAUUUAGGGCUUGUAUUUGGCAUGUCCGUGUGGGUCAUGUGACUCAUUACACCAGGGUUUUAGGUUGAAUUCCUUAUCAGGUCUGAAUUUCAAAAGACAUGCACAGAACAUCAUAAUGCUCAUCCAGUUGGUACCCAGCAUUAGUUGGAUUAUGACAUAUCUUAUUGUCUGCCCUGAAAUUGGAUCAAACAGCCAUGUAAUCAUACAGCCAUGUAUUUAUACAGCUGUGUAAUCAAACAGCCAUGCAAUCAUAUAGCUGUGUUCCCUCAGACAUGCUAGCCAAUGUGUUACAAAUCAUGUCUUUUUUCUAUUAACUUUAGGAUUUUUAUGUACCUCGUGUCAGCUUACAAAUAAUUUGUCUUGUUGGUUUUGAAUUGAGGUGUUGCCAACACUUUUCUAUUGAUCAUUAUUGCUUGUCCGAUGUCCUGACCAGUUGAUGACUAUUGAUGAUGUGCCUUAAAGCUGUUGAUAUCUAAAUUUUGUUUACACAUUUUACAAUAAAAUAUUUCAAUGUUGUGCACAGCAACUUUUUAGAUCAAAUAAUGCUAUUUUUUUCAAAUGCCAUAAGUAUAGUUAAACUUAUAUAAAUUUAUUAAUACUUAUGUAGGUUUUAUAUUAUUCCGUCCAUUACCGUGCUAAGCCAACUUAAACUUAAAUAUUUUAAACUAAACUCUCAGAUGUACAUAAUAUUUUAAUAUUAACAAUCUUUAGUCUAUUAUCUUUUCGGUAAUAUGUUGAUUUUCCGGCUACUUAUAUUUUAUUGAAUAAUUUAACUUGCUUCAAUUGAUUUAUGGAAUUGAUCAAAGAGAUUUUGGUUGGUGCAGGCCCACUCAGGUGGAGAUUGCAACUGUUGUUUUUUUUUCAACAUAAAAUCCUGAUAAUUUGAUUUUUUAUAUGAUGAUCUGAUUUUUUAUAGUAAUGUUUUUUGACAUUAAAACUCAUGGUACGGCCUUCUUCUGUUAGUUAACAUUCAAUUUCAUAAUUUCAUUUUUUAAAUUUUGAAGCUGUUUUUUUUUAAUUUACUUACAAUCUUGUCAUACUAUUUAAGUUAAAAUAUGUCUUAUUGUUUUAAUGUAUCAAUAAUACUUAUGUAUUUUAUAUAAUAAAUUUUUAUGCAAAUAAUUUAUUUUAAUGUUCAAUUAGAUUAUUAAUUUCUGAUUGUAACAUGUUUGUAUUAAACAUUGCUUAUAUCUAUUGCGAGGGAUUGUUAUUUUUCAAGUUUUAUAAUGUAAGCUUUCAAAAGUCAUUUCUUCUUACUAUUUUGUGAUUGAGUGGAUAAAUUGACUUUUUUUUCAGUUAUUUAAAUUGACAAUAUGGCAUUAUUUAUGGUACAAGCAAACACAUUUUCUCCACCAAGGGAGAUAAACAGUCAGAAUGUUUGAACAGAUCAAUACUAGUUUCCCUUGUUUUACUGUAAAUGUUGGCCUACAAAUCAGACUUCACAGAGAAGAGUGAUAGUAAAUGACAGACUGGAUAAGUGAUGAUGUGUAUGGUGUGACUGGAUCAUGUACACAGUAGG